CCCAUCGUGAAGACGACCAGAGGGAUACUCUGCAUUUUACCAAUGAAUAUCUCGGGGACUGUCAACAUCUUUAGACUCUUCCGGGAUCCAGCCCUGUGUCUUCCGCAACAUACAGUAUCGACAUUCAACCAUCUUCCUGUCCCACUAUCAAAGGCGUUCCCUACAAAAAAUGGGGAGAAAGAGGUCGACAUUAGGGCGGUGAUUCUAGACAAAGACAACUGUUUUGCUAUUCCUCAUACUAACGAGGUACACAAACCGUAUCAUGACAAAUUCCAAGAACUCCGUCGCGCCUACCCUGGCUCCAAGCUUCUGAUAGUAUCCAACACAGCUGGAACUAAUGACGACAAGGAUCAAGCGCAGGCAGCUGUGUUAGAGAAAAACACGGGCGUCAAGGUGCUCAAACACUCGACCAAGAAACCGGGUUGCAAAGAUGAAGUGCUGUCCUAUUUUGCUCGACAGCCCGAUUCCGGAGUAACGUCAGCCUCUCAGAUUGCUGUGGUUGGGGACCGACUCUUCACAGACGUUAUGAUGGCUAAUCUGAUGGGCGGUUAUGGCUUCUGGGUCAAGGAUGGCAUCAUUGAGAGGAAAAGUUUUUUCGCUCGAGUAGAGGAUCGCCUCUCUGGGUUCUUGCUUAAGAGAGGUUACAGUCCCCCUGACCCAAGUGGCAACGCUUUCGAAUGA
Periconia digitata is the source of this 681-nucleotide messenger RNA. Lineage: Eukaryota; Fungi; Ascomycota; Dothideomycetes; Pleosporales; Periconiaceae. The record is from the annotation of a GenBank genome assembly.